AGGCCUGACCCUGGUAGAGAUGUUAAAGGAUGGGGAAUGAAUGACAGAGGAGUUUCAUAGAGCUUUGGUGCAGACAAGGUGUCAGAAUUCUCAAUGAAGCAUGAUUUAGAUCUUGUCUGCCGCGCGGAUCAGGUUGUGGAGGAUGGUUACGAAUUCUUUGCUGAUGAGAAACUUUUUACAAUAUUUUCAGCACCUAACUACUGUGGUGAAUUUGAUAAUGCUGGUGCAAUGACGAGUGUAGAUGAAAAGCCGGUGUGUUCUUUCCAGAUUCUUAAGUCAACGGAGAACAAAGCAAAGUUCAUGUCCACAAAAUGUGAUGGUUGCAGCUCAUUUAUUAUGGCUUAAAAGUCUUUACCAAGGUCAGCUGAAUAGAAUUAUUUUUGGUUCUAAUUUCUUAUUAUCGAUUGAAUGGUUGGUGAUUUUCUGGUGUUUGUGCUCAGUAGUGCAUAUCUAUAUUUAUGAUAUCAAUAAAGUACAUUUAU
This is a messenger RNA of Durio zibethinus, 482 nucleotides long. The record is from RefSeq and is a predicted model, not a curated record. Lineage: Eukaryota; Viridiplantae; Streptophyta; Magnoliopsida; Malvales; Malvaceae.